AUGGCACUUAUGUCAGUCCCCAACUGUGCCCUACCAUCACUGAUAGGAAGCAGAUUAUGCACAGACCAAAUCAACACCUCAAGGAUCAUUACUGAUCAAUCCUUGGAAUACUGGUCUCCAUUGUAUCUGGAUUUUGCUGACUUUGAAAAAGCCUUUGAUAGGGUGCAGCAUGAAGCCAUCUGGAAAACAAUGCAGAGUUACAGAGUACCUCCAAAGAUCAUCAGUAUCAUGAAGAUGAUGUACAGAGAAUAUAAUUGCCAGGUGAAACAUGAUGGAAAUCACUCAGAACCAUUCAUUUUAAAUUUGGAGUAA
Schistocerca piceifrons (Central American locust) is the source of this 312-nucleotide messenger RNA. RefSeq lists its product as uncharacterized. The transcript is spliced from 2 exons. The coding region runs from base 1 to 312 and encodes 103 amino acids. Lineage: Eukaryota; Metazoa; Arthropoda; Insecta; Orthoptera; Acrididae. The record is from RefSeq and is a predicted model, not a curated record.